Messenger RNA from Enhydra lutris kenyoni (northern sea otter), 2060 nucleotides. Its product is annotated as C-X3-C motif chemokine receptor 1. Gene Ontology annotation, biological process: immune response; chemotaxis; G protein-coupled receptor signaling pathway. Bases 94 to 1164 code for a protein of 356 amino acids. Gene Ontology annotation, cellular component: membrane. The record is from RefSeq and is a predicted model, not a curated record. NCBI's taxonomy places the organism in Eukaryota, Metazoa, Chordata, Mammalia, Carnivora, Mustelidae. The transcript has 2 exons. Gene Ontology annotation, molecular function: C-X3-C chemokine receptor activity.
AAAUACUCUGUGACAGAGGCAGGGACCUUGGGACCGAGUGGUUGAUUGUCACGUCCGGAGGUUUCCUUCCCAGGCCCUGCGCAGGCCCUCACCAUGCCCACACACUCCCCUGAAUCAAUUUUGGAAGACUUUGAGUACGAUGAGUAUGCUGAAGCCUGUGAUAUGGGGGACAUCGUGGCCUUUGGGACCGUCUUCCUGUCCAUACUCUACUCCCUUGUCUUUGUCUUCGGCCUGCUGGGGAAUUUGCUGGUGGUGUUUGCCCUCACCAAUAGCCAGAAGCCCAAGAGUAUCACUGACAUUUACCUCCUGAACCUGGCCUUGUCUGAUCUGCUCUUUGUAGCCACCUUACCCUUCUGGACUCACUACCUAAUAAGUGAACAAGGCCUUCACAAUGCUGUGUGCAAACUCACCACCGCCUUCUUCUUCAUUGGCUUUUUUGGAGGCAUAUUCUUUAUCACUGUCAUCAGCAUUGAUAGGUACCUGGCAAUUGUCCUAGCGGCCAACUCCAUGCACAACCGGACCGUGCAGCAUGGCGUCACUAUCAGCCUAGGUGUCUGGGCGGCAGCCAUCUUGGUAGCAGCACCUCAGUUCAUGUUCACAAAACAAAGAGAAAAUGAAUGCCUCGGUGACUACCCUGAGGUCCUGCAGGAUCUCUGGCCUGUGCUCCGCAAUGUGGAGGCAAAUUUGCUUGGCUUCUUGCUCCCCCUGCUCAUUAUGAGUUACUGUUACUUCAGAAUCAUGCGGACACUGUUUUCCUGUAAGAACCACAAGAAAGCCAAAGCCAUCAAACUGAUCUUUCUGGUGGUCAUCAUGUUUUUCCUCUUCUGGACACCCUACAAUAUCAUGAUUUUCUUAGAGACUCUUAAUCUCUAUGACUUCUUUCCCAGUUGUGACAUGAAGAGGGAUCUGAGGUUGGCCCUCAGUGUGACCGAGACAAUUGCGUUUAUCCACUGUUGCCUCAAUCCAUUUAUCUACGCAUUUGCUGGAGAGAAGUUCAGAAGAUACCUUAACCACUUAUAUCGGAAAUGUCUGGCUGUCCUGUGUGGCCAUCCUGUCCACAUCAGUUUCUCCCCAACUGAAUCACAAACGAGCAGGCGGGAAAGCAUUUUGAGCAGCAAUUUUACUUACCACACCAGUGACGGAGAUGGGUCCAUCCUUCUCUGAAUGAAUGAAUACCCAAAGCCUUAUCUCUUGAUGAACUGAAUGCCCCCAAACAACCCCAAAGCAUUUUUGAGAAUGUAAGAAUGUCCCUAACUACAAAUGCCAGGGCUUUUUGUUUACAAAUGAUAAAAAUUUAACUCAGACUAACUUAAUGAAAAAGGAGGUGGGGAGUAUUAUUCAUAAGGUGGCUUGUGCAAGAGAGUGGAUGUGCCCUCAAAGUAGAAACUAGGGCUUGAGUCCAGCAAGAAUUUCCUCUCUCUGGCUCUCAGAUCUCUGAGUGGUGACACAGCUUAGCCAAUAAUGAGACACUGAGACCCAUCCCUCUCUGGUCCCAAGGUUAAAAUUCCCAGGGAAGGGCUUUCAUUGGCCAAGUUUGAAUCAGAUGUCCAUCCCCAGACCAGAUUGUAUCCAUGGGGGGAGAAUAGAUAAGAUGGCAGCUUCCAUUCCAGUCUCAUGGUUAAAAGUGCCAGGAGUCAUAGUUCCAAGAAGCUGGAGGGCUAGGUGCUUUUUUGAUCUGAUAGAACAAGAGCUGCCCAUCAACCUAGUUGUCUGGGCCAACCUCCUCACUGAUCACACCAGCCAGCACACAUUGCCAACCUCCUCUCCCUGAAACCCCUUUCUAUCAUGCCCCCAAACUUACAAUGGUUGCCCAGUGCCUACUGCAUCAAAUUUGAGAUCCUCCAUCAUGCAGUCCCACCAACAGAUUUCCCAUUUCGUCCUCUUUCUGAAAGAAUCCCUCCUCUCAGCCAGCCAGGUCUCUUCCAUCCAGCCAUAUGCGUCAUCACCUGCUUCCAGGCCCAGGAAGAUAAAUAGAAAGAACCCUGGCCCAAACUAAGAAGGGAUGGCUUCCAAUCCCAGCUCAACACUUGGCGCACUGAGUAGCUUGAAGACAGCCCAGC